Astyanax mexicanus (Mexican tetra) is the source of this 9305-nucleotide messenger RNA. It is a transcript of the gene gga3b, whose product is annotated as golgi associated, gamma adaptin ear containing, ARF binding protein 3b. Gene Ontology annotation, molecular function: small GTPase binding; ubiquitin binding; phosphatidylinositol binding. Bases 59 to 2209 code for a protein of 716 amino acids. Gene Ontology annotation, cellular component: trans-Golgi network. Lineage: Eukaryota; Metazoa; Chordata; Actinopteri; Characiformes; Acestrorhamphidae. Gene Ontology annotation, biological process: vesicle-mediated transport; intracellular protein transport. The record is from RefSeq and is a predicted model, not a curated record. The transcript is spliced from 18 exons.
UGUGUUCAGGCGCCACCUGAGUUCUCGUUUAAAGCCCUUUAUCUCGCGAUGAAGCAGCAUGGCGUACCAGGAAGGGGAGUCGCUGGAAUCAUGGCUCAACAAGGCCACCCAUCCCACCAACAGGCAGGAAGACUGGGAGUACAUCAUUGGGUUCUGUGAUCAGAUCAAUAAAGAGCUGGAAGGUCCGCAGAUAGCCGUUCGACUGCUCGUUCAUAAAAUCCAUUCACCUCAGGAAUGGGAGGCCAUGCAAGCUUUAACUGUUCUGGAAGCCUGCAUGAAGAACUGUGGGAGAAGGUUUCAUAACGAAAUCGCCAAAUACAGGUUUUUAAACGAGCUGAUCAAGGUCGUUUCACCCAAGUACAUGGGUGACAGUGUCCCAGAGAGGGUAAAGAUGAAGAUCAUUGAAAUGCUGUACAGCUGGACUGUAGCUUUUCCCAACGAGGCCAAAAUAAGUGACGCCUACCAAACGCUAAGGAGACAAGAACAUUUAGUCUGUGAAGAACUGCAUUCUAUCUCAUUUACUCUACUUGAGAAUGUACAGUUUGAGAAACUCUCUGGACUCAUCUCCUCAGAUCCUGAGCUGACUGCAGACAAAACUCUGAUUCCAUCUCCUCCCACACGCCCCAAAAACCCUGUCUUCGACAAUGAGGACAUGGGCAAGCUGUUAGCAGAGCUAUUGCGGAGCAAAAAUCCAGAGGAUUUGCAGGAAGCAAACAGACUCAUCAAGAACAUGGUGAAGGAGGACGAUGUCCGAGUUCAGAAGCUGACCAAGCGCAUGAACACUCUGGAGGAAGUUAACAAUAACGUGAAGCUGCUGGGAGAAAUGCUGAGUCACUACGACAGAGACAUGUCCUCAGACUCGGACCGUGAGCUCCUCAAGGAGCUGUACGAACGCUGUGAUAAACUGAGACGCACAGCUUUUAAACUGGCCACAGAAACGGAGGAUAACGACACUAAUUUAGGUGAUAUCCUGCAGGCCAACGAUGACCUUUCCAGAGUCGUCAGCCUGUAUAAGAAGGUGGUGCAGAGAGAGAGUGACGGAGCCGAGACUGAGGAGCACGAACCCACACCCGGGGAAGGAUGUGAAACAACAGGCACAUUGAUUGACCUGGCUGGCCUGGAUGAACCCUCUCCUCCUCAAACGGCUCCGCCCCCUCCUGUCUCCUAUCCCCCCUCCACCAAUCCGCUCGGUUCCGGCAUCCCCAUCCUCCCUCCUCCUCCUCGCCGAUUAGCCGGCAAUUCCAGUCAGAGCAGCAGCCCCAAUCACAAAGGAUCUGAACCCUCGUCCACUCUGUCUCUCCUCGAUGACAAGCUUUUGUCUCUAGGGUUAAAUGAUCCUCCUUCAGUGCCAAACAGACCCAAACUUGAAGAAUUGUCAAAUCAGUGGACAUCAUUACAGGCGCCUGAUCCUGGGCUUGACCUGUUUGGUGGUGUAGUGGCACCGGGCACUGUGUUUCCACCAACACACACCUCAGCACACUCCACGCAGCCGCCUGCAGCCGGACAGGGCCUGCAGUUUGGAGAGGUGAAGGGAGUCUCCAGUCAGAGUGGAAUUGCUGGUGGUAGUUUUGGUUUGCCUGGUGCUGCUGUUGGCUCCAUGCCAGCCCCGCUCUCCUCCUCUAAUCCAUUCAUCAACGCGCCAGUGCCUGGCUCUCCCGCCCUGUCCCGUGCUCAGGCCCAGGCGGGCCACUCUGCACCGGGCAGCCCUCUGUUCCGCCCACCCCUCUCGCCCCUUCAUUCCCUGCAGGGGAGUCCCGUCCGCGGCUCAGAGCCAUCGCUGUCUAAUGUCAAUGUCCCCCUAGACUCCAUCAGACCCAGUAAGGUUCUGCCAGUUACGGCCUAUGAUAAAGAUGGAGUUCGGGUUCUGCUGCACUUUGCCACUGACUGUCCCCCCGGCAGACCUGAUGUUUUGGUCAUUGUGGUGUCCAUGCUGAACACGGCACCGUUACCUGUACAGAACAUAGUGCUGCAGGCAGCUGUGCCGAAGACUAUGAAGGUGAAGCUUCAGUCUCCAUCAGGAGCAGAGCUGGCUCCAUUUAACCCCAUACUGCCCCCGUCCUCCAUCACACAGGUCAUGCUGCUAGCAAACCCACUCAAGGAGAAGGUGCGUUUGCGCUACAAGCUGAUGUUCCUGCUGGGGGAGAGGCAGUACUGUGAGGUGGGAGAGGUCGAUCAGUUCCCUCCGGCCGAGAGAUGGGGGAACCUCUAGGUCCAGAACUCGGUCUGCUACUGCAGAACCACCACCAGAACCAUAAACACACACAUAACACUCACUCCACCAGAGGUUAGACCAGAGAUGGUGUGUUGCUCCAGUCCAGUGUUCCGAGCCAACCAUCAACGUCUUUUUUUAUUUUAUAUAACUUUAUUAUUAUUUAAGCUGUGAAUUACAUUAUAUACAUUAUACAAGUAUUAUCCAUGAUCUGAUCCAGCUCAUCGCGCGUAGCUAAAAUGCUAAUGCCAUCGCUAAUCAUCCAGAGCCUCGCCCGGCGCACAGAACGCAGGAGCUGGAGAGAGUGUCUGCACAAACAACCAGAGGUUACCUGCUGACCGCAGAUACCAACGCACUGCUGUUUACUGUCUUACACUGGAAAUAACCAUGUGCUGCUGCUACCAGACUCUCUAUCUCUCUCUCUCUCUCUCUCUCUCUCACACUCUCUCAUUCUCUCUUUCACAGAGGGAGCGGUGUUACAGGACAUCCAUCAUUUCUAAUGCUUAGUUCUGUGUCUCCUUGCCUUAAUUACAGUAUCAGGUUAGGAAUACCUAUCCGGUCUAAUACAGUAAAGUCCACACUUCAACUGACUGGGAGCUUCAUAUCUGAGCUGAAACAGUGGCUAUUUUUUACAUGCAGCCUAGUAGUUAGUUAAUAAUCAGAUUAAUAGCUCAAUCUGAAUAGAGCAUGUCCAUGUAAACACCUCGAUCGGAAUAGAGUAGUCCGAUUGAGACCAUUCCGAGUACCGAUCAAACGAGGUGGAUAAUCUAAUCGGAAGUACAUAUUGCACAUGUACAUUGUCUCUGAAUGUUUGAAUACACGGAGGGCAUAAGAUCUUCAUCUCACCCCUCUUUUGUAAAAAAAAUUUGAAAACAUACCAACUGCAAACUCUGGAAAUAUAGCUAGGUAGCCAGUUGCUAUUGUUCCUCUUACGCUGUUUAGCAUUACGUGAUGCUCGCUGUUGUUUUCAUGGUUACGUGUACACUAAGUGAUACUACACAAGUCAUGUUUGAUCGGCUUACUUAUAGCCUGCAUAUAAACAGUGUGUUUACUCAGGCUAUUGGGGAAAUAAAUAUACAUGAAAAAAGCUGCUAUAACCCAAUGGAUAACAGCAUGGUAACUCAGAAUGCUUAACCUGUGUGUAGCCACAGAGGGAGCUCCUCACCCUGCAGAUUGUGGUUGUGACAUAACUUGGCUGGAGCGAGGCAGAGCAAGGUAGAGGUCCACAGUGAACACAUACACAUCACACUACUACUUAUUCUGGGGAGCUGAUGAGCUAAUGAUGUUUCACAUUGAUAUCAGAAUAUCCAAAAGUAGUUAUCACCCAUCGCACACCCCUAGCCUGAUGCAGUCUGCUCUGUCUGCAUGAGUCACUUCAUACUCUUUUUUUUUUUUUUUCUACACACGAGAUGUGGGACAAUAUCAGGCCUAAUCCCAUUUCUUAGUCUAAUAAUACAAAUAAUACUAGUAAAAAUAAAAUUCCCUUCAGUUUAAGUGCAGACUGAAAUGGACAGGAACUCUCAGAGACUUCAGUAAUUCUCACCUUUACAUAUUUAAUGCUGUGAUAAAGGGAAGGAGAUGCAGAACCAAAUAUUUAGUAAGAAAUGAUGCAUGCUGUGACCUUUUCAGAAAUUAAUACAGACAGUAAAAAUGAUAAUGCAUUAUUGUUUUCCACAUUUAAACAUAGCCCACUCUGGUCAGCACAUAUAUAAUUUUAAUUGAUAAUAGUUGUUACUAUUAAUAAUAGUUGAAGCUAUAUCAAUAAAAUUAUUUGGCUAUAGGGCAGGCACCAUCAUAAACGUAUUAGAUCAGCAGAGAUCUGUUUACUGUAGUAUGAUUUUACUUUUGCUCUGGAGCUACAAAGUUAAUGUAGCUAACGAGUAAUAGAAGCAUUUAGACCACAUUAUUAGGGGUGGGAAGCUCAUAAUAACGAUGAUAUUAUGAUACUGUGCUUCUGCGUUAUUAAAAAUAAUAAAAGUGUGUUACUGAAGAAAAUAAAAUACUCCUAAAUAAGAAAAUACCAGGAGUUAUAGAUUCAUUAUUAGUUUCACGCAGUUUAACAUCCGAUUUACAUUGAAAUAAAUAAAGCAAUAACUUUAGUAAGUCUAACUGGAGGGCGAGUCUUUGGGAGAUUAGAGCGCCUAUGUUUCAAUAAUAAUAAUAAUAAUAAUAUCAAUACUUGACACCACAUAUCGAUAAUGUAUUUCAAAUGAAAAUAAUACAAUAUAUCACAAUACUGAUAUUUUGUCCCACCUCUACCAGUUCAGCAUGCCUAAAUCAUAAAACACACUCCUGGAAAUGUGCAGAAAUAACCAGUAAUCUGUAAUAGAUGUACUACAUCUAAUGCAACAUCAUACAGUGUCAGAAAACACAUGUGCAAGCUAAAGGCUACAUUGCUUGUUAGUUACAUUAGCCUAGAACAAAACUCCAGACACCGAGCAUUCUGAUCAGCUACAUUUUGGAGUUAAGAGUGUUUGAUUUGAUUUUGCUGGCAUAUCAGUUUAACUCAUUAGAAGAAGAAUGUAGAGUUUGUCAGGACUGUUUACAAUGAAGAGCCUCUGUGUUUGUGCUUAGAAACGUGCAAAGUCAAAGCGGCUCCUUUUUAAAUUAUUUAUAUUUUAUUUAUUGAUAUAUUUAUGUUUAUUAAUGCUAAAUUUGCUGUGAUUUUUUUUUAAGUGUGUUUGAGUCAAAACUUAGAACUUUUCAGGAUGUUUUAUUAUUUUUUUUUUUAGGAAGACUUUUAGCCUUGCUUAAUGUUAGUCUCUUACGUUCUUACUAUAAUUACCUGUAACCUUAUAACAGAACGUAUGUAAACGUAUCAUGCCACUGGCUAACUUAAUUUAAAGCGAGUUCAUGCAGUACAAGCGUAGAGCGAGUGGUUUUACAUGAGUAUAAAUUAGUACUGCUUCCGUACAUAUCCGUAAAACAUGUUUACAUACUUCUGAGUUCUGAGUGAUGUAUAUUAAUUAGGUGUGGUUUAUAACCACCAUCAUCACUAUCACAGGAGGAUUUGUGGAACUGAGAUUGAGAGUUGUUGUUUUGCAUCAGAGAUGUAGAGUAUUGAUUGAAAGAACCAACAGAUCUUUGUAAAACAGCUCUAUUUAAAAACUCUAUUGAGAAUAAUGUAUUGCAGUAAAUCAUAGUUAGUUCAAAUUAGACAGAAUUUUGAAUAUUGUAUUUCCCAUGUAGUCUGAAUCUAACAGGUCUGCCUGUCUUUGUUUUAAAGCCUAAGUUUUCUAUGUGUGUUUGUGUAUACGUACGUAUACUAAGUAAGGGUACUAGAUUAUAAAAACCCUGUAAAUGGGUAUUCACUAUUCUCUGUGGAUUUAAUUAGAAUUUCCUCAGUAAAAGUUAGUGUGUAACAUGUCCACUGAAGUGUAUUUUAGUUGUUGUUUUUUUUAGUAGAUUUUACUUAAAUAAUGUAGCACCUUAUUAACCUAUGCAUCUUGAUUUACACAAUAGGAUUGCUUUCCGCUCCACCUCUCACUCACCCUCAGCGUGUUGUUUCGUCAACAAGGGCUGCCUUGCCUUGGGUAUUUAGUUAAUAAUAAGAAUAAUAAUAAAUAAGAGGAUUGAGAAUUUAGCCCCUAAACAUGAUAUAACUUGCUUAUUUAGGGGAAGGUCUGUUGGUGUUUUUGAUCUGUAAUACAGAUAAAAAAUAACCUGCUUCUCUUCUACCAGACUAUUGUCCCAAUCCAUGGGAAAAUUGAUCCAUCUUAAAGUUCCUUGCUCAGAAGGACCAAAAUUGGCGCUCUCUCCCCUCAUCACUAAAGGGUGAUGUCUGCUGCACAGGGUGUCUGUGAGCUGAUGUAUCAGAACAGAGUCGCUGUGAUGUCAGUUUGAAAAGAGGCAGUGGCUGGCUUCACAUGUAUCGGAGGGGGCAUGUGUUGGUCUUUACCCUCCUGGUGUAUUGGGGCAUUUUUAAUAAUACAUUAUUAAAGUUCUUUAAUGCAGUUCUUAGCCAGCAUGAAGUUACACUUCACAAUAACGUCGAUGGGAACUUGCUCUUACAACAGUGGCCAGGCAGUCAACUGUAACAGUCUACUGAAGACUCAUGAUGAGUUAGCAGUAGGUGAAAUGCCCGUUAUGUAUAAUAAUUCAUGCCAGAAACCAUUAUGAAUAUGCAUAGUUUAAUAUGGUUAAACAUUGAGUCAAAUUUAAAGUUAAAGAAACUAAAAUACACUUCAGUAAGUGUGAGUUACAGAGCACUCGUUCCUGAAGAAUUUCUAAAUGAAUUCACCAAAUAUUGUGAGAAACAACUUACAUUCCUACCUAUCCUACUCAUUUUUUCAGUGUAGGGGUGAACUGAUGCUAGAGAUGGCAUGAUACUAACUUUUAUUUUCCAAUACUGACAAACCUUUAAACCUUAAUUAUCCCCUAAUACUAAUAUCCCCAAACAACUAAGUUUUAAAUUAAAAAAAAUACUUUAGUUCUAUUCUUGAAGUGAUCUCACUGAAAUCGUGUGGCUGAUUUAGAAUAUGUUUAAUAUUAAAUUAGGCCAGAUCAUUUUUGUCCCUUGUUGAUAUCGGUAUUAAAGUGUCUAGCACUAGUAUGAUUUAUACCACUACACUGAUUUUUAGGCUUGGGAUAAAAAGCCCCCAGAAAUUGUGCCCUCUAGAAUAUCUGUGUGUGAUUUGAUUAUGGGUGUGUCUAUUGUACGUCCUUCACCCCCUCUAACCACCAUACUGAUAUUGUGCAGAUUUGGUUGGUGAAUUAUGACCCUAGUCUAUAGAAAUCUAACUGUUUAUACUAUAUCUCAAUAGUAAAAAUAGAAAAAAACAAGCAAUUUUAGGAUCUAAUGCAGAGAUGCAAUUAUAUUGCAUAGUAUUUUUUCCUCUUCCACUAAUGUACUCUAAUCUAUAAGUUAAAAUAUUUUAGCAAAAUACCUCAAUAAAGAAGAAUGUGAUAAUGGUUCUAUACACUAGGGCUGGACAACAAUACAACAUCUAUAUCAGUAUAUAAAAAAUAUAAAUUGUUCCAAUAAUGGUGAUAUGAUUUAAGAUUUUUUUUUUAAAUACAUUUUUUACAGAAUCUGUCACCGACAUGUUAAUUACAUGUAAAAAGUUCAGACGUCUGUUGUCAGUGUUUUUGGCAGUUUUGCUGUGGCUUUUAUUUUGUUCAUUUUGAGCCAAAUAAAGAAGUAUUAUGUGAUAUAAAUUUAGGCCGUAUCAUCCAGCCCUACUGUACACUGGAAGCAUUAAUUUUAGUCCCAACAUUUGUGGGAGUGCAUGAAAAUCAGUAUAUUAUUAAUAUUAUUAUUAUUGACUAAAAUGAAAAUGCUAUAGCUGAAUUAAACAAAAGGCAAAAGCAGGAGACCAGGUGUGUGCAACACUGCAACAUUACCACAGUGUAACGUUGUUUAUACAUUGUGUAUGAGUGUACUAUGCAAGCAGCUGUAAUGUCAGUGUUCAAAUGAUCUGUAGUGAACUGCUGAUGGAUCAGAGAAUCCGAAUAGUUUCUACUGAUUGUGUGAAUCAUUCAUCUGUUUCUACUUUUCUUUCCUUUGCUCGUUGAAUUCAUACCAAUUCAGACCCAACAAAAUCACCCCGCUUGCUCCAGUCCUGCAGGGAGCAGCACUGCACAGAUUAGUGUCAGCCUUAUCCUGGGUUGCAUUUACCUUGCAUGUGGGACAUUGGAGCUGGGAAUGACGUCACACCUAACUCGACUGCUUUCUAGUUAAACAUGAAAUUUACCUGUUUUUAAUCUUGUUAAUCUUGUUUUCCAUAGAAUCAAAUUGGCUGUUUCUGUUACUGGUACUUUACGACUGAUAUAUGAAAAGGUCUGUGGUCAGCCCCAUAUUUGAUAGACAUUAUAAAUGAGGAGAAAGACCAUUCAUUAUAAUAUCGCUAAUCUUUGCACCUGUUUUUUGCACCUAAUAAAAUCGUGCCUCUCAACAAAGAGUCAAUCAGCUUUUGCAGAGAGUUGAGGAGAGUCCCCUAAGCUCUUCCUUCCCUCUUACUGUGGAGAUAUGCGCAGGUGCAGUAGCCAUAACAAACAAUAACAAUCAUGUUUUUUGUGCAUAAGAGCCGGACUGUUCAUGAGGUUUUUGUCAGAUUGUAUCAGUGAUGUAAAAUAUGUUGUUGAAAUGGUAAUAAACCUUCAGUUGGUCUUACCCAAAAUGUCUUACAUCCGUAAUGGAUGGGGACAAGUAGAAAAUUUGGUCCAUCCAAAAGAGAUGGUUUUGGUCAGGAUCCAUUCAAUCUUAGCCUGGUUAGUUUGCAGUGUUUUUUUUCACCCAUUAAACUAUAGAAGAAAGAAAAGACAUGGUGUUGUGCCAAAAUCCAAUGCCAGGGGGAGUCAGGAUGAGAACUGAAAACUGAUCUAUAGUAUUGUGUUUCUUAAUCCUGAGUCUGGAUGUCCAGUGCCCUGCUGCACAUUUUAGAGCUUUUCUGCUUCAACUAACCCACAAUAAUAUAAUCAAUAUAAUCAACUCAUUAAUGAUAUUAAUGAGUUAGUUGAACAAGAUUUUUAGAAGCAGGGAAACCACUAAAAAUGCUGUGCAGUGGUGCGCUAGGACCGGAAUUGAAAAACACUACACCAAGCUAGAGGUGGGCAAAAUGACUAUUUUAUCUUACAGUGAUAAAUUUACUUUUUACAUUUACCAAUGUACAAUGUAUAAAUAAGGCAUCAUCAGUCUCAAAUAACACUGACCCAAAUGUGCAUAACAACAUUUGGAGUAAAACUCAUUUAAAUAUUGGUUUUUAAAAAUCUGGCAAACAAAAAAAGUAUGUUGUAAGAUCUUGAGUUUGUGGAUUAUAUUUUUACCAUAUAGCCCAGCCAAAAAACAGCCUUCUGCAAACUAGCUUGUUUAUGCUCUGGUGAGAGAGGAAAAACUCAUUUUUCUGGUAAAAGGUGAAUAAGAUUUAGAAGGAGGAAAACACUAAUCUGUGCAGUACUACGGUCCAUUAGGAUUCAUCAUAAUAUCAGUUUACUGGAGGGGUGUGCUGAGGAGGGCAGAUGAGUUAGUCCUCUACAUGAUCUGUAUGUAUGUAUUUUAUGUGCUUGUAUCAUGUGAGAGUCUUAAGCUUGUACAGUAGUCCAUAAGUGCAAUCUGUUCAGCUGCAUGCAGAAUUAAAGUCUCUUUUAACGCAAAAAA